GUUGGAUUAAUUAUUGGAACCCGCCAGGGCAGGUGCAAAGGGAAACCAGUCUAGAUAUGCGUUGCUAUUGCCUUUGGAAUCCAUUAACCAAACCAAAAUCCGGCAGCUGGGUUAGGUAUUUUUCCCCUUCUCUCAUUUGGAAACAGUCGACCGCUCGAAGUCCCCCAGCCCGUUCCGCAUUAUCCACCAUGUCAGCAAAAUCCCCCCCGGCCGACCUCCCAAUCCACGACUUUCCCUCCGCUCGCGACUUGGAAGCAUUCUUAGAAACCGAGCACAGCAAAAUUCCUGGGUUUUAUUUGAAGCUUGCUAAGAAAUCCUCGGGGAUCACCUCCGUCUCGGCCAGUGAGGCGGUGGAAGUCGCCCUGUGUUUUGGCUGGAUUGACGGGCGCUCCAAUGCGUAUGACCACGACUGGUGGCUCGUGCGGUACACUCCGCGUAGGACGAAAAGCCUCUGGUCCCAGAAGAAUGUUACCACUGCCCAGCAAUUGAUUGCGGAUGGCCGGGUUCGCCCCGCAGGCAUGAUAGCCAUACAAGCGGCUCAGGCUGAUGGGCGCUGGGAUCGCGCUUAUGACGGACCUGCUUCCAUCACUAUACCGGCUGAUCUUGCCGCAGCAUUCACAACUGAUCAGGCAGCGCACGGUUUUUUUGAAACCUUAAACCGAACUGAUCGUUAUACUGUGUUGCAUCGGCUGCAGACCACAAGUCCGGCGCAGAGAGCAAGGCGCAUUGAAGCACUGGUAAAGUCGUUGGCCAAGGGGGAAAUCUUGUCCAAAUUGCCCGCGAGUAAGGUCAAGGGCAAUAUGAAGGAAAGGCACAAGGGUGGGAUAACAAAGCAUACAGAAGCUUCCAAGUCUUCCAGACGUUCUAAAGAUCGCCCCCAGAGUCUUUCCAUGCGAGAAUUGCGUCCUCGCAAACCCCGUUCUUCGAGUUCCUGAGGUCGUUUCCUCCAUGAAUUAUUUCCAGCACAGCACUCGCAAUAUUCCUUCUUAGAACAAUUCCUCAUUGCUACGAAUCCAACCCCUCGUACGUAGCUCAUGUUUCCUAGUCACCAAUGAUACAAGUUCGAUUUUUUGCCGGCAUAUACCUUGUCUUUAGCGCUUAGUUCUCAGCAAUGUACCCCUGAUCGCAUAUUCCUACAUUUUUUGGGACCUAUGAGAGACCCAGCCAGAGCACUAGUCAGUUUAUUUAGACCCCCGCGAACAUCUUCCCUUUAUUCAAGGCCACGGAUAUUCAAUGUCCGAGUUCGAAGGUCAUUAAACCAAUCCUGAUAAAGAGAUCCAAUGGCAGCUACAGAUAAAACCUCUAUAUUCUCCUUUGCA
Aspergillus ochraceoroseus IBT 24754 is the source of this 1319-nucleotide messenger RNA. RefSeq names its product YdeI/OmpD-associated family protein. The transcript has a single exon. The record is from RefSeq and is a predicted model, not a curated record. Lineage: Eukaryota; Fungi; Ascomycota; Eurotiomycetes; Eurotiales; Aspergillaceae. Bases 189 to 935 code for a protein of 248 amino acids.